AUGGGAAAAGUUGGCGCCGGCGGCGGCUCCCCAGCCCGGCUGAGCGCGCUCCUCGCGGGCGCGGGGCUCUUGGCCCUCUGCGUCCCGGGCGCCUGCGGCGGCGGCUCCUGCUACCCCCAGCUAUCCCCCGGCUCGGCCCCGCGCUGGGCUCCGACCCCAGGGGGCUUCCUUCGCCAGAGGCCGCGAGGCAGAGCUGCUGCCACGCCCCUGCCCCUCCUUGGGCGCCCCCUGUUCGCAGUGGCCCCCGGAGACCGAGCGCUGUCCCUGGAGCGGGCCCCUGGCACCGGGGGGUCGGUGGCGGUUGCCCCACGCUCUGGCCGGCGGAGACGGAGUGAAGCGGAUCCCAGGAAGGCAGAAAGGGGAGAGGGCGCGAGUCGAAGCCCCCGGGGAGUGCUAAGGGAUGGAGGGCAGCAGGAGCCUGGGACUCUGGAGCGGGACCCGGACAAAGCCACUCGCUUCCGGAUGGAGGAGCUGAGACUGACCAGCACCACGUUCGCGCUGACAGGAGACUCCGCACACAACCAAGCCAUGGUCCACUGGUCUGGCCACAACAGCAGCGUGAUUCUCAUUUUGACAAAGCUCUAUGACUAUAACCUGGGGAGCAUCACUGAGAGCUCGCUUUGGAGGUCGACUGAUUAUGGAACCACUUAUGAGAAGCUGAAUGAUAAAGUUGGUUUGAAAACAAUUCUAAGCUAUCUCUACGUGUGUCCCACCAACAAGCGUAAGAUUAUGUUACUCACAGACCCGGAGAUUGAGAGCAGCUUAUUGAUCAGCUCGGAUGAAGGGGCCACCUAUCAAAAGUACCGGCUGAACUUUUACAUCCAAAGCUUGCUUUUCCACCCCAAGCAAGAGGACUGGAUUCUGGCAUAUAGCCAAGACCAAAAGUUAUACAGCUCUGCUGAAUUUGGGAGAAGGUGGCAGCUUAUCCAGGAAGGGGUUGUACCAAACAGGUUCUACUGGUCUGUGAUGGGGUCAAAUAAGGAACCAGAUCUUGUGCAUCUCGAGGCCAGAACUGUAGAUGGUCAUUCACAAUACCUAACUUGCCGAAUGCAGAACUGCACAGAGGCCAACAGAAAUAAACCUUUCCCAGGCUACAUUGACCCAGACUCUUUGAUUGUCCAGGAUGAUUACGUGUUUGUUCAGCUGACAUCAGGAGGACGGCCACAUUACUACGUAUCCUACCGGAGGAAUGCCUUUGCCCAAAUGAAGCUGCCCAAAUAUGCUUUGCCCAAGGACAUGCACGUCAUCAGCACAGAUGAGAAUCAAGUGUUUGCAGCGGUUCAAGAAUGGAACCAAAAUGACACCUACAACCUCUAUAUCUCAGACACCCGUGGGGUCUAUUUCACACUGGCCUUGGAGAAUGUCCAGAGCAACAGAGGUCCUGAGGGCAACAUCAUGAUCGACCUCUAUGAGGUAGCAGGGAUAAAGGGAAUGUUCUUGGCUAACAAGAAGAUUGACCACCAAGUGAAGACUUUCAUCACGUAUAACAAAGGCCGAGACUGGCGUUUGCUGCAGGCACCGGACACGGAUCUAAGGGGGGACCCUGUACACUGCUUACUGCCCUAUUGCUCACUACACCUUCACCUUAAGGUCUCCGAGAAUCCCUACACAUCAGGGAUCAUUGCCAGCCGAGACACAGCUCCCAGCAUCAUAGUGGCUUCAGGUAAUAUCGGUUCUGAAUUAUCAGACAGUGACAUCAGCAUGUUUGUCUCUUCAGAUGCAGGGAACACCUGGAAGCAGAUCUUUGAAGAAGAGCACAGUAUUUUGUAUCUGGAUCAGGGUGGAGUCCUGGUUGCUAUGAAGCACACAUCUCUCCCGAUUCGACAUCUCUGGUUGAGUUUUGAUGAAGGGAGAUCUUGGAGCAAAUACAGUUUUACAUCUAUUCCACUUUUUGUGGAUGGGGUUCUGGGUGAGCCUGGGGAGGAGACCCUAAUCAUGACUGUGUUUGGACACUUCAGCCACCGCUCGGAAUGGCAGCUGGUCAAAGUGGACUACAAGUCUGUUUUCGAUCGACGGUGUGCCGAGGAGGACUACAGACCAUGGCAGCUGCACAGCCAGGGGGAAGCAUGCAUCAUGGGAGCAAAGAGGAUAUAUAAGAAGCGAAAAUCAGAGCGUAAGUGUAUGCAAGGAAAAUAUGCAGGAGCUAUGGAAUCUGAACCCUGUGUCUGCACAGAGGCUGAUUUUGACUGUGACUAUGGGUAUGAGCGACACAGCAAUGGUCAGUGUCUGCCAGCAUUUUGGUUCAAUCCAUCUUCUCUGUCAAAGGACUGCAGCUUGGGACAGAGUUAUCUCAACAGUACUGGGUAUAGGAAAGUGGUUUCCAACAACUGCACGGACGGAGUGAGAGAACAGUACACCGCCAAACCGCAGAAGUGUCCCGGGAAGGCCCCACGGGGGCUGCGCAUCGUCACUGCGGAUGGAAAGUUGACAGCAGAGCAAGGGCACAAUGUUACCCUCCUGGUGCAGCUGGAAGAGGGUGACGUCCAGAGGACACUCAUCCAAGUGGACUUCGGUGAUGGCAUUGCAGUGUCUUACGUCAACCUCAGCUCCAUGGAAGAUGGGAUCAAACACGUCUAUCACAAUGUGGGCAUUUUCCGAGUGACCGUGCAGGUGGACAACAGUCUGGGCUCUGACAGCGCCGUCCUGUACUUACAUGUAACUUGUCCCCUGGAGCAUGUACACCUGUCUCUUCCCUUUGUCACAACAAAGAACAAAGAGGUCAACGCAACGGCAGUGCUGUGGCCCAGCCAAGUGGGCACCCUCACUUACGUGUGGUGGUACGGAAACAACACAGAGCCUCUGAUCACCUUGGAGGGAAGCAUAUCAUUCAAGUUUACUUCGGAAGGGAUGAACACCAUCACAGUGCAGGUCUCAGCUGGGAAUGCCAUCCUGCAAGACACGAAGACCAUCGCGGUGUAUGAGGAAUUCCGAUCCCUUCGCCUGUCCUUCUCUCCGAACCUGGACGACUACAACCCUGAUAUCCCUGAGUGGAGGAGGGACAUCAGCCGAGUCAUCAAAAAAUCCCUGGUGGAAGCCACAGGGGUCCCAGGCCAGCACAUCCUGGUGGCGGUGCUUCCUGGCUUACCUACCGCCGCUGAGCUCUUUGUCUUGCCCUAUCAGGAUCCGACUGGAGAAAACAAACGGUCAGCUGAGGACCUAGAGCAGAUAUCAGAGCUGCUGAUCCACAAGCUCAACCAAAACUCGGUGCACUUUGAGCUGAAGCCUGGGGUCCAAAUCCUUGUCCACGCAGCCCACUUAACAGCAGCCCCACUGGUGGACCUCACUCCAACCCACAGUGGAUCCGCCAUGCUGAUGCUGCUCUCAGUGGUGUUUGUAGGGCUGGCCGUGUUCGUCAUCUACAAGUUUAAAAGGAAGAUCCCGGGGAUUAAUGUUUAUGCCCAGAUGCAGAAUGAGAAAGAACGAGAGAUGGUCAGUCGGGUCAGUCACACUGAAAGCAGGGCCCAUAUCCCUCAGACUGAACUAAGGAGGCCUGGCCAACUGAUAGAUGAGAAGGUGGAAUGCCAGCUCAUAGGAAGUAUUUCCAUAGUUGCUGAGAAUCAAAGCACAAAAGAAAUCCCUACCUAUGUAAAUGUUUGA
Messenger RNA from Callorhinus ursinus (northern fur seal), 3597 nucleotides. RefSeq names its product sortilin related VPS10 domain containing receptor 1 (gene SORCS1). Gene Ontology annotation, biological process: post-Golgi vesicle-mediated transport. The record is from RefSeq and is a predicted model, not a curated record. Lineage: Eukaryota; Metazoa; Chordata; Mammalia; Carnivora; Otariidae. Gene Ontology annotation, cellular component: membrane; Golgi apparatus. Gene Ontology annotation, molecular function: protein binding.